AUGGUUAAGAUUGAAGACAAAAACCCUCACUGUAGCCGUAAACUAAAGGACUUACUUCACUAUCGAUCAUUGCCGGAGGAUCUCAUCAUGGAUAUCUUUUUAAGGCUUCCGGUGAGAUCUCUCCUGCAAUUAAAGUGCGUGUGCAAAUCAUGGAAAACCCUAAUCUCCGAUUCCGAAUUUGCAAAGCGACACCAUCGGAAGUUAACCAUGGAUCCAAGCAUAACCAACAUUCGAAUUUUCUUUGGCAGUGAAUUGGGAAGAAUUGUAUCUCUCCCUUUGAAGCCAUUGUUGGAAAAGCCAUCAGAACCUACUAAAGCGGUUGAGUUCAGCAUGGAACAGUACAGGUUCAGUAUUCUUGGUGCAUGCAAUGGGUUGGUGUGUCUGCUAGAUAGCCAUCAAGGUUAUGUUACAUUGUGGAACCCUUCAACCAGAUUCAAAUCCAAAGCAUCUCCAUCCCUUAAUUUAUUAUUUAAUAAAUUGGGCGUCGCAGGUUAUGGCUUUGGCUAUGACCAUGUUAAUGACAAGUACAAGGUGCUGCUAGAUGUCCACUAUGAAGAUGUGAGACUUUAUACUUUUGGUGAAAAUUCUUGGACAACUAUCCAGAAUUUUCCAUGUGACCCUGCUAAUCCCGCAGGAAAAUUUGUGAGGGGCACUCUAAAUUGGGUAGUAGUUAGAUGGGUUGAUGGUUACAGCGAAAUACAAACUACAAUACUUUCAUUUGAUCUUGUGAAGGAGGAGACUUACAGCGAAAUAUUACUGCCUCAAAAUCAAAAACAGAAUACUUGCAGAUGCAGAAACCAGAUACCUCAGCUUGGUGUUUUGGAUAACUGUCUUUGUCUGUCUUUUGACACUGAAACUCAUUUGGUUGUGUGGUUGAUGAAAGAAUAUGGAAUUGUUGAGUCAUGGACUAAACUGAUGAUGAUCCCUGCAGAGCAUUUAAGCAAACAUGUAGAACCACAACUUUCUGUCAUUGAAGCCUUGUUCAUAUUUGGAAAUAAUAUUGUUCUACUGAGAACAAGCCACAAAUUUUUCCUGUAUAACUUAAAUAAUGAUAUGAUAGACAUUCCUUUGAUUUCCACCUCGAUUAGAAGAAGUCCACAUCUUUACCUUGAGACUCUUGUAUCACCGCGACUGUAA
Messenger RNA from Vicia villosa (hairy vetch), 1137 nucleotides. RefSeq names its product F-box/kelch-repeat protein At3g23880-like. The transcript has a single exon. Gene Ontology annotation, molecular function: protein binding. The coding region runs from base 1 to 1137 and encodes 378 amino acids. Lineage: Eukaryota; Viridiplantae; Streptophyta; Magnoliopsida; Fabales; Fabaceae. The record is from RefSeq and is a predicted model, not a curated record.